This is a messenger RNA of Papilio xuthus (Asian swallowtail), 4301 nucleotides long. RefSeq lists its product as uncharacterized. The transcript is spliced from 8 exons. Lineage: Eukaryota; Metazoa; Arthropoda; Insecta; Lepidoptera; Papilionidae. The record is from RefSeq and is a predicted model, not a curated record. The coding region runs from base 18 to 3656 and encodes 1212 amino acids.
CCGACCGCCUCCAGAGAAUGCUGUUGCUCCUGCUACUCUUGCAUAACGUGAUCGCUCAUGAUUUUCAAACAGAUGCGACAUACUCAGUCAAUGUUACGGACAAAUGCCCUGACGAUGGAUAUUACUACAAAGAGGAUAUGUCUUCAAACGAAGUGGACGGCGUCUGUCGUCUUUGUUUCUGCAAGAAUAAUACUGCUGUGUGCUGGCUUAGACCAAAAUCUCAAUGUCAUACGAAGAUGUAUAUAAGAAUGGAUAAAAGCACCGGAAGAAAUAGGAGAAGUCCAGAUGCAAAUGUUGGGGUAAAAUAUGCUGUAAAAAACUUUUUCAGUAAGAAGACUUCGCACAGCUGUAAGCCACUCGGCACCACACUCAGUGAUGACUGUCCGCCUGAUGAUUGGUGUCUCGGCUGCACGGUAUGCGAUUGCGAGAGAUCCGGCCUCUGGAACUGUCACAUUUUGAGUUUCUGCUCCGAUAGAAAACUGAAGAAACAUUAUCAAAACAAUAAUAACACGAUCAAACGAACACCAGUGGAGAUACAUUCCAAUUUGGACAAUCAAAAUAAAAUAAAUUCUACUAAAAUGCACAGACUAGCGAGAAAAAUGAACGUAAAUCAUAAUAACGUGAAGUCGUGGCGUCAAGACUUUUCAACAACAUAUCAAUAUCCAUAUUCAGCAAAACACGACGACAAUGUAGUUGUAUUCCAGAAGGAUCUAGUAGAACGAAAGUCUAAAGACAUACAAGGUGUUAGAAUUAAAAAGAUUAUAAAUGAAAACAACGUUAAUGCCAGAUUAAAUCACAAAGUAGUUCAGAGAGCGAUGGCUGCAGUUCAGAAAAUAAUUAAUAAGACAGAGAGAAAUUUCACAAAUUCAACAAAACAUAAGGUGAUUCAUAAACGAUCAAUGCCGCAACACGACACUAAAAAUAACUAUCAACAUCAAACAACUUACGUAAGUCCACAUAUGUAUAAGAAAUCUAGUCCUAAAAGAUUUAGAAAAAAGUUGUCACUCAAUAAAAUAACAAAGGAAGAACUUAGGAAGAAAAGAAUAAGAAGAAAUACUGUAAACCAAGCUAAUUUUACGACAACGACAAUUAUAAUAGAUUACAAUAAUACUUUAAAAUCACCAAAAGAAAAAGUAUUAAAUGAGAAGCCAAUAAAAUUAAAUGAAUACGAAUAUUACAAAUAUAAUGUAGUUACAGAAGGAAACUACGAUUUAGCAAAUAAUGAUGGAAUUAAAAUAAAACAUCUAAGUUACAAUUACACUUAUGGAAACAAAACUAUUCAACUUCUAAAGAAAACAUCGCAAAACUUAACUGGAACAAAUUUAUGUUCUAGUACUAAUGAAGUAAAUUUAUCAAUAUGGCACGAUGUGAAAGACAAGAAACAAAAAUUCAAAACCAUAAAUAUAACAGAUAUAAAAUAUCUCACUACUUCAGAAAAUAUUAACAACACAUUGGAUUAUAAUCAAAUGAAUCUGCAAAGAGACAAUAAUAAAAUUCGUUUUGAUGAUUUCGGUCUCGACAAAGAGAAGGGAGGAACUAAAGAAUCCAGUGAAACUGAAGAUUUGACUUUAAUAAAUAAUAUGCUUAAUAGUAAAGGAAUUUUACAGCAUGUUUUUAAAAAACAACCAAGAAAUAUAUCAAAAAAUAGAAAUAUCGGAUCAAAUUUUGAUUUCAUUGGCAAUCUAAGGAGUCUUUUUAAUAAUAUAUUUUUCAAAAGUAAAAAUGGCUUUUAUACAAACAACGACAAAUUAAAAUUAUUUGAUAAAAAUAGUUUAGUAGAAACAUUUUGUGUCAAAAACGUAACUUGCAAAAUUUAUCCUAGAGACGAAAUUAAAUUGCAAAUAAAGAUAAAUGAGUUAAAUGGUGAAAUGUACAAGGUCAUGGAAACUAUUAAAAUAAUAAAAAAACUUUUGCAACAAAUGAUAAAUAAUAAAAUCGAAGCUGUCGACUUAAACUUUAAGCCAAUUAUGAGUAAUAAUUGUAGCAAAAACGGCACACAUAACAAACUGAAGGAAAGACAACUUCAACUGUAUUAUAUCAAGGAUAGCAUUAAAACUUUCAUCAAAUCCAUUGGAAAGUUCUCGUAUAUUCUACAAGAUAUCAUUUACAUUUUGACUGAUAAGAAAAAUAUGACAAAUAAUAAACAAAGGUUACCACAAAGACCUUUGCGCUGCACAAAGACAAAUGAAGUUGGUAAAUCUAAUUCUAAAAUAGCAAUUGCUGAACAACGGUUUAAAAAGAUUAAAAAAGUUUUAGUGGAUUACAAUGUAUUACAAAAUACGUUCAUAAAAAAAGUUUAUAAUAUGCUAACAAAAUUAGAAUCCAAUUUAACUCACACUGAAAAGAAAAGGAAAUUGAAGAAACCAGAAAAAAUUGACGAUAGUGAUUUCUCUACAAGCCUUGCUAUCGAUACAUUUACGAAGAAUAUUAUUAAUAAUCUGAGAAAGCUGAAAAAUUUAGCUAAAAAAUUAAGUUCUGCAACAACAAACAGAAGAAAGAGGAGUGCAGUUGGUGACGAUGACGCAAUCGAGUAUUUAUUAACAAUAAUGGAAUAUUUACUUAAACAAAACUACCCACUGGAUGCUACUCCUGUGAAUGAUGGCAUUGAUUUAUUAAUAGAUGCAAUUAAACAUGCUCCUGACAUAAAACCAAUUAAGAAAAAAGUUCUUGAUGCUUCUACAACAAGAACAUAUCCGUGGCCAACGGAAAAAGCAACCGCUGAGACAUUUUCGUAUGUAGAUAACAUCUAUGGAUUGGAUAGCUUGGACAAAGAUAAUAAUGAUACCUCUGGUUCUGACGACAAUCAAAUUACAUUCUCAAAGUCAACGGAUGAUGGUAACGAUAAAGUAGAAGAUUUCCAGAAACUUCUACAUGCUUCUAAGAAAAUUAGUAAUAGUUUCAGAUUAUCUAAUUUUAAUAAUAUUCUUAAGAAUGCCAAGUUAAAAUCGAUGUCAUCAACAUCCGCUACUAUUGUUACUACGACUCCAAUGAUACAAUAUGAUUUUCUCAAAGACAAUAUUGCAGAGUCCGAUACAGAGACAUCUGUAAAAAUUGGACCUGGAAUUGCAAAUGAUGACCGAAAUGAUGUUGACAGUUUCAAAUCAUUCAACAACGAGAAUAAACCAGAUAAUGAAGAAUUUCCUCCGAAUCUAAUAAAACUCAAUGGAGACAGUGACGUGGAGAUUCAAGUAACACUUCCAACACGAACAAAAGCAACGCCGAGGACAACUCGUAAAUUCCAUCAUAUGGUUCGCGAUAAGUUUGAUAAUCCUAAAAUUAUAACAUACGUUGGAAAGCCUACAAAAAAAUCAAAAUUUGGUUGGGUCGAUUAUGAUUUAGGUGACGACGGAAGCAAAAAAACUGAAAGGAAAAUAUUUUCUAAAUCCACCGAACGAUCAACGGCGCCUGGAGGCGCUUCAAAAAAUCGAGCUCUCUCUACAGCUGAUAAGAACGACGUUAGUGCUAUAUCUAAAGAAAUAAUGGACGAAGAAAAGAGGAAACAGUUUUAUAAAUUAUUGCCGAACUCUGAAGUAAGAAAAUUUACAUCGCGCAAUAUGUUGGACGUGACGAUAAAGUCAGAAGUAGAUUCAGAUUCAAAAGAUACCGAAGGUGAAGAUACUUAUGUCAAUGACGUAUUCCCUUCGUACCUUACGUAGUUAGCAUUUUGCAAAGGAACAAUAUUUAAUGAGCUCUGUUUUUAUCUAUUAAUUAUUUUUAUUUUAACGACAAACUUGUUCAUUAAUAUAUAUUACGGUAGAACUUCACUGCAAUGACAUUUUUGUUAAUACAUAUUCUCAUCUCUUUCAUUCUGAAGAAGAAGAAGAAGAAGAAGAUUGACAAUACAACGUUAAUAGUCUUGAGAUUCAAGCGUUUGCAGAGCGAGACAAACGUAUGCAUUCCCCAUAAGUUUGUCUCGCUCUGGAACGACUGCCGAAAGUUGUUGGUAAGAUUCCGGUUUGUCUAAACGAACAUUUAUGAUUUAACGUUGAAAUGUAAUUAAAAAGAGCAUUUUACAAGGUACUAAUUAUUAUUUAUAUAUAAUACAAAGCAAGAUGAUAUUUGUUAAAGUUAUUAUUUAAAUAUUAAAAUAUAAAUAAAGGUAUGAUUGAAUAUUAAGAUAUGUUCAUCACAUACAUCAUAUAAUUGCCAAAUGACGUACAAUAACCUCACAGAGAUGUUAAAUAGUAAUUCUCUGAUUCUGUCUGAUUAGUUUUACAAUACGUAUGUGUUUCCUAUCGUCAUGUUUGCUGUUUUGUUAGGCGAUAUUUAAAUUAAAAUAUUAUAUAAAAUAUUUAACGGAA